GCUCCCGCCGCUCCUGCCGCUCCUGCCCGGGACGCCAUGGACGGGCACGCUGAGCUGCCUGCCUUCCCCCGGGCUGGGGCCCCGCCGCUAGCUGCCAGCGACACGGUGCCCGCGGUGCCCGAGGGGGCCGGGGCGGCCCGUCCCGCCCCGCCGCCGCGCCCCACUUCCUUCUCGGUGCUGGACAUCCUGGACCCCAACAAGUUCAAUAGCAGACGACGCCGCUGUGUGCUGCUGGGCCCUGUGGCGCCCGCCGCGUGCGCCCCGGCCCCGUGCGCCCCCGUCGCCGCCGCCCCCGGGCGCCCGCCGCGCGCAGAGGAGCUGGAGCGCCGCGCCCUCGCCGCCGCCAGAGAAGCUGGAGCCGCCACUGGAGCUGAGCCCCCGCACGCCGGCGACCCCUAUCAGGCGGAGGAAGCCGAGGCCAACGGCUACAGCAGCGGCGGCGGCGGGGGCCGCAGCCCGAGCGCUGACAGCGGGGACGAGGCGCCCGACGACGACGACGACGAGGACGAGGCGCCGGAGGCGGGGGCGUCGCGCAGCGCGGAGGAGGCGCGGGGAGGCGGCAGCGGCCUCGCGGCCCGCGGGUCGGGCUGCUCGGGCGCGGCCGAGGCCGAAGCGGCCCCCGGCGCCGUCGACGAGGCCGCGGUCCCCGGUCCCCGCGGGAACUCGCCCGGAGUCCCGGGCCCACCCGGGGCCGUGGCGGCGCCGGGAAGCGCGGGGACGACCCCGCAGGGCGCGGCGACGGCGACCAAGCCCAAGCGGAAGCGCACGGGCUCCGACUCCAAGUCAGGCAAGCCGCGGCGCGCGCGCACCGCCUUCACCUACGAGCAGCUCGUGGCGCUGGAGAACAAGUUCAAGGCGACGCGCUACCUGUCGGUGUGCGAGCGCCUCAACCUGGCGCUGUCGCUGAGCCUCACCGAGACACAGGUGAAGAUCUGGUUCCAGAACCGCCGCACCAAGUGGAAGAAGCAGAACCCGGGCGCCGACACGAGCGCACCGACCGGCGGCGGCGGGGGACCCGGGCCAGGCGCGGGGCCGGGCGCAGGGCUGCCCGGCGGCCUCAGCCCGCUCAGCCCGUCGCCGCCCAUGGGCGCGCCGCUCGCCAUGCACGGCCCGGCGGGGUACCCGGCGCACGGCCCCGGCGGCCUGGUGUGCGCCGCGCAGCUGCCCUUCCUGCCCAGCCCGGCCGUGCUCUCGCCCUUCGUCCUGGGCUCGCAGACCUACGGCGCGCCCGCCUUCUACGCGCCGCAUCUCUGA
Molecule: messenger RNA, 1254 nt
Organism: Rhinolophus ferrumequinum (greater horseshoe bat)
Lineage: Eukaryota; Metazoa; Chordata; Mammalia; Chiroptera; Rhinolophidae
Gene: NKX1-1
Product: NK1 homeobox 1
Exons: 2
Coding region: 37-1254 (405 amino acids)
Biological process (GO): regulation of transcription by RNA polymerase II; cell differentiation
Cellular component (GO): nucleus
Molecular function (GO): DNA-binding transcription factor activity, RNA polymerase II-specific; RNA polymerase II cis-regulatory region sequence-specific DNA binding
Source: RefSeq, a predicted model, not a curated record